Empidonax traillii (willow flycatcher) is the source of this 520-nucleotide messenger RNA. RefSeq names its product serine/threonine-protein kinase pakH-like. The transcript has 3 exons. The annotation marks the transcript as partial. Lineage: Eukaryota; Metazoa; Chordata; Aves; Passeriformes; Tyrannidae. Gene Ontology annotation, biological process: protein phosphorylation; regulation of MAPK cascade; intracellular signal transduction. The record is from RefSeq and is a predicted model, not a curated record.
AUGGCUGUCUUGUGUGUCCUCUGUCCCAAGGCUAAGAAGAAGCCACCACAGCUGCAGACUCCCAGAGAUGUGUCUCCUGUGUUCCGUUCCUUUCUGAAGUCUUGCCUGACCCAGAAGGGGAAGCGUCGAUGGACAGCCAGUCAGCUGCUGAAGCAUCAUUUUUUGGAAAAAUCCAAGAGUCUUGCUGAGCUGGCUCCUCUGGUUGAUGCAGCCAGGAGACCCACAACACCAGCACCAGAACCUCUGCUGGCUCCUUCUGUUUCUGGACAAGAGUGUAAAGAAGAGCAAGGAAAGAAGGAAGUCCAAGCAAAGCCUGAAGGAAAGAAAUCAAUCCUCCAGAGCUCUGCAAGGGAAGGUGCUGCUGUGGCUCCACAACUUGAAGAAGUCUCCUUUCCCAACGCUGAAAUGCCAAGCACAAGCACCGGGAAAGGAGACACUGGGAAGAAAAGCAUUGCCAAGAAAGUCACGGACCAGCCACCACCGAUGUCCCCACUAACAAGACUUUACCUCGCUGAUCUCA